AUGGUAGUGGAAGAUCGCAGAGGAGAAACUGUCCAUGGCACGACAGCAGGCCAUGCUCUGGACACCCCAUACCUCCCACAGGAGAUGACUCCAGAACUCUCAAAAAAUAUCAAUAUUUCAUUCUUCAGUGGGGCAUUUAAGAAUGCAGCAAGUGUGGCUGAACUAUUUGACUGCCUGGGACCCCACUUCAGCUGGCUGCAGGCUGUCUUCACCAACUUCCCUCUGCUGCUCCAAUUUGUGAACGGCAUGCAGUGUGUGGCUGGUCUUUGCCCCCGGGACUUAGAGGACUAUGGCUGUGCCUGCAGGUUUGAAAUGGAAGGGCAGCCGAUGGAUGAAUCUGACAGCUGCUGCUUCCAGCACCGCAAGUGCUAUGAGGAGGCCGCCGAGAGGGACUGUCUCCAAGACCCCGCCAAGCUCAGCGCAGACGUUGACUGCGUCAGCAAGAAGAUCACAUGCACAUCCACGGACCCGUGUGAGCACCUGCUGUGUACCUGCGACAAGGCUGCCAUACAGUGCUUGGCUCAGUCCAGCAUCAACUUCUCCCUGAAUCUCUUGGACCCCUCCCUCUGCCUGGCUCAGACUCCAGAGACAACCAGUCAAAAAGGGAGGGUGACACUGCUGCCUGGAGUGGUUCCUGCAGAACCCACAGAGGCCAGCCUAACCGUGCACUCAGGAGAAGUGGCUGUUGAGAGCAGAGCUGAGAAGACGACCACUCUCGCGAGGACAAGACCUAGACAGGAUCUGGAAGGAAUGGACACUGUUAGGGCCACAACCCCUCCAGGUUCUGCAGAGAUUGUUGCCACGGCUAAGGCUGUAACUGUUGUCCCCACUGGCAGUAAGUCUUCAGGGCUGGCAGUGCCAUCCAUGGAAAGCAGUCCUGGGGAAACAACUGGCAGAGCCUGUGACAGAUUCACCUUUCUGCACGUGGGCAGUGAGGAGGACACCCAGGUGAUGGCGCAGCUUGGAGAGAUGCUCUUCUGCCUGACGUCCUCGUGCCCAGAGCAGUUUGAAGCUUAUGGCUGUUACUGCGGGCGAGAAGGAAGAGGCGAGCCAAAGGACACCCUGGACAGGUGCUGUCUGUCUCAUCACUGCUGCCUGGACCAGGUGAGAAGGCUGGGCUGCCUGCCAGAGAGACGCGCUCAGUCUGCAGUGCUGUGUGUGGACCGCACACCCAAGUGUGUGGGGCAGAGCCUGUGUGAGAAGCUGCUCUGCGCCUGUGACCAGACCGCGGCCGAGUGCAUCGCCUCCGCCUCCUUUAACCAAAGUCUGAAGUCGCUGGAUGGACAUGAGUGUCAGGGCGCGCAGAAGCUGUGUGAAGACAGCAUGCUGGGUGGGCGCUCAGCCUCGCCUGUGGGCUCCAGCUCAGAGGAGAACAGUGAGGAGGCCACGCCUCCCACAGAAGGCCUCAGAAGGAACCGAGUUCUGAGACAGUCACUUGGUCCCCCAGUGGCCAGGCCACCCCGUGGAAGUUAG
Messenger RNA from Octodon degus (degu), 1473 nucleotides. It is a transcript of the gene Oc90, whose product is annotated as otoconin 90. Gene Ontology annotation, molecular function: phospholipid binding; calcium ion binding. Lineage: Eukaryota; Metazoa; Chordata; Mammalia; Rodentia; Octodontidae. The record is from RefSeq and is a predicted model, not a curated record. Gene Ontology annotation, biological process: arachidonate secretion; lipid catabolic process; phospholipid metabolic process. The transcript has 14 exons. Gene Ontology annotation, cellular component: extracellular matrix. The coding region runs from base 1 to 1473 and encodes 490 amino acids.